Thalassophryne amazonica is the source of this 10839-nucleotide messenger RNA. RefSeq names its product transcription activation suppressor family member 2 (gene tasor2). Bases 396 to 10076 code for a protein of 3226 amino acids. Gene Ontology annotation, cellular component: nucleoplasm. Lineage: Eukaryota; Metazoa; Chordata; Actinopteri; Batrachoidiformes; Batrachoididae. The record is from RefSeq and is a predicted model, not a curated record. The transcript is spliced from 22 exons. Gene Ontology annotation, biological process: negative regulation of gene expression, epigenetic.
UUGUGCUCGUCGUCGCAGCUUGGUGUCGACUUUCAAAAUGGAUGCUGCUGUAGUUCGACAUCGGUUUCCGUUUCUUUUUCGAUUCGGAAUACGCCGUGUGCUUUCGUGUUAACAAAACAGUAAUUGUACAGUGUACAACACCCAACAAAGUUAACUUUUGGGGACAUUAAUGCCGGUUUUAGUUGAUAUAUGUUUCCACUACGUGUUAGAAGUAUCGGUUAAUUUGCAACUUCCUGGUAGUCGCAUGAACGUCAGAAAAUAACUGGACAGAGGAGCAAAAGUGACCUUUAAACGACGGCCGGACAUUAAAAAGUGUGUUGUAAUGUUUAACAGCAGGUUCAAGUGUUUGGAACGAAAGAAAAAGGCGGAAGCAGAGAUUUCGUAAGAGUUCAGCAAUGGAAAACCGAAAUGGUGGAUCCUCCAGUAAAGGUGUUUUGGAACCGGUGACGGAAGGUUCUGACGUCUUUAACAAGAACAUUUUGAAUCCACUUCAGAGUUCCUAUUUAUAUGAAGAGUCAAAGCAGAACUUCACAUAUAAAUCAGCCUUCUUAAUUCGGAGUCCCGCAGUAGAAGAGAAGUAUAAUGCGUUUCGAGCAAAGAAAAGAGAAGAUGGAUACUCAGAAGAGGAAUUGAAGGAAUCAUAUGGGUUUUUGCUGUUUGAUGAUGAAAACAAGGCUAAUCAACUUGGUGAAACUGGUGUACUUGCUGGAAACAGCACAUGCACAACUUUGGGAGAUCCUUCUAAGGGUGUAUAUAUGUCAAUGUACUCAGACUGUUUGGAUCAGAAUCGCUGGUAUCAUGGAAAAUCUGGAUGUAUUGCCAUCAUCAGAGUAACAAAGGGUAGAGUUAAAAAGGUUUUUGAGAACUACACCCAGAAUUUCACUGAACCCUCUGUGGGGUUUGACUGCCAUGUAUCAGAACAGCUAUCCUCUGUGUCUGCACAGACCAGCUCCUUUCUUGCCUUUGAGAGAACUCAGUAUUACUUGUAUGAGCUGCUACAUACUGAAAACAAGGAAACUGCCCAAUCUCCCAGCCUGGCCUGUCCAUUUGCUAUUGUAUCAUUUUCGUAUACAGACAAUAAAGGAACAUUUGUAGAACCACAGGAGAUAAGGGAGCAGAAAAAAAUGGGAUGCCAUUUUUCACUCUGGAAAGGUCAGCUCCAGGUCGGAACUCGGUUUUACCAUGUUGACUUAAGAUCUACAGUGGGUGCCUUUCUUCCUGCAAAGCUAUCAACAGUGGCGAAAGUUGAUAGCGCCAUUUCCAUGACAGGCAUGAGACAGCUGUUGCCGAGGGCUGUCUUUGAAUCCUGUUUCUUUGAAGAAGUCUUUAUGGAUGGCUUAUACUGCAGUUUGUGCGAGUUGAUUUCCUCUGUGAUAGAAGAAACGGCCUCCUUUUCUCGUCUUCUGAAGGAACUAAAGAAGAAAGAUCUUGGUCUCACUGUUCCAUUGAACGAUGGUGGUUUUCUCAUGCUCCUACACUCUUCACAUUUCAUGACAUUUGAUGAUGCUGGAUGUACUGCAGAAGAGGUAAUGCAAGGGAUUUUUGUGUUUCCAGACUCACGAUUAAUACAGAGAGAUACAAAGUUUGGACAGUGCAAGUCUGCCAUUUCAUCGGAAGCACUUCGGAUUAUUCCAGCAUUAGGAUACGCAGAGGGUGAAGUUGAGAAAACACCUCUAGACCAAACUGAUGAGCUCAGCAAUGUUUUGGUGCAACAUAUGCAGAGUUAUGCAGCACUCAUAAAUCCUGGAAUAGCAUCAAGUCCCUCGAGGGAAAUCAUCAUAUUUCCAGAUCAGUAUGAUGUACCUGAUGCUCAUAAAAACCUCUACACAGCCCCCAGGUGGACUAAUAGGUCAUGGCAAAGCUUCCGCUCAUAUGUGAACAAACCAGACUCUUUUCAGCUGCCAGUGUCCGUGGCUUCAGAAAUCUUGGCAGCUAGAGAACAGGAUAAAACAGAAGACCAUGGUGAUGAUGUCUACAUCGAUUUAUCAUCUCCUGAGGGUGCACCACCAAGUCCUGUUAUUAUGGAGAGAGAAGAUCAGCUGACAGGACACAAAUCAUCUCCAUAUGUUGAAAUGGGUGACAGUUGUGCAGAAGCAAAGCUUGACUCACUUGUAUUACCUCAGAAUAUAGUUCCAGAAGAUCAGCAGCCUGGAACUACUGCUGAUGACACUGAAAAAUUGGACUUCUUAAAGCUCACUGAUACUGUUUUUAUUGAGGCAGAUAAACUGUCAGUUCCGCAUACACCAGAUGACAUUCCAGCAGAGCUGAUUGUCAGUAUUACUUCAGCAGAGAGAACUACUGAAGCUCAUGAUAAGAGACUGGGUGUGAUCAGUACUAUAUCCACAACAAAGGAUAAUGAUAUACAGCUUUCCAAUUUACCAUCAGGUGAUUUGCAGAUGGUAGGGUUGAUGACUAAUCCCACCACAAAUUGGCAAAGGACAUUACACAAGGUAGAAUCAAAAGGUCAUACAAAGGCUACUAAAUCGUCUGUUCAGGCUUCCAGUUUACAGACAAAAGAUGGCAACUUCACCUCUUGGGAACAUGAUCAGACUCAGAACACAUCCGGUCACUCAGAUUUGGAUAAAUCCACAAAUACUGAUUGGAGAAAAUUUCCAAAAUGUCGACGCAAAUAUGGAAAACCAUCAUCAAAACGUAAGAAAGCUCCAAGUGUUUUAACAACAACACAACAGGAGAAAAAACCACACCCUAGAAAACUUGGGGUCAGUAUAAUUUCAACUAAUGUUGAAGCUUCUUUUCUACUAAAGAAAUUGGACCUCUGGGAAUUGAAGCCAGUUUUCACCACAUGUGGAAGAGUCUUGGUUCCACACGGCUUCGUUGAUACAGGUGAUGUGAUUAAAUCAUCAAAAGAUGAGCAACAACCAACAAACAAUGAACAGUGUCCUGGAAAUAUGCUUGAUGUUACCUCUGUGAAAGAGCAUGACACAAUUGAAAUGAAGCAACAGUUUAAUGCUGCUCCAGAGACAACAACUGAUGAUGCAGAAUCUUGGGAUGGCAGUAAGCACCCUCAAAACACUGCUGUAAAUUCUGAAAACAGUGAUUCAAGAGAGUCUUAUGUUGGCAAGAGUUCAGUACCUUGUAAGCCACAGGGUGACCAUUCUUUACACACUGAUGAUACAGACAUGCUUCCCUUUGGAGAGGUUCAAGAAAAGCAAACUGAUGCUCUGUCCCCGGGAAAGAUUGUUAAAAAGAGUGACUUUAUGUUGAGUAAACUGUCUGUGCUUUUAAGAGGAAAGAGGAAAACACUCCAUGACAUUUCAGAGGAAGUAACCAACAACACCAAGCCUUGUCUUAAAAAGGGUUUUGGCUCAGACAUUGAGACAUUGGCUGGUAAUGAAGCAACUAAAAGUGCCCUGGAUGCCAGUGAGAGUGUUGAAGCUUCAGUGAUGCAAGUUGACACUGAUUCUGCACAUGCCUUAUGCUUGACCCGUAAAGAUGUAUCGAAUGAGAUGCAGAAAGCUGAGGGUCACGAUACUCAUCUACCAAGAGUGUUGUCUGAGACGCAGGAACAAGCCAUUGCGGACAACGAACCUCAACUAUUACAAAGUCCUACAUCAAUCUUCCAACGAAAGUGUCGGGUGAAAAUGCUGAAAAAGCAGCAAGACAUCCCUGAAGACGAUAUAAAAAAGAAAUGGUGGCUGCAUUUUCCCACAUCAGUUUUUUUGAAUGAAACAGACAAAUUGAAAGCAUGUAUGAGUGAAUUUUCAGUCAGAGAACAAAAGAUUGCUGCUUGCACAUCUACAGAUGCUUUGAACCUACUUGCUGACUUGGCACUGGGUGCUACUGCAGAACAAGUUCCACAACAGCCACACCCUACACUUGAGAGAAAAGCUUCAUCAAGUUUGGAAAUAUGUGGCCUUACUGAAGACCAUUAUAAUACUGAACAAGAGUCAGUUCUUCAUGAUCUGCUCAGGCAACCUGCUGCUUCAGCUAGAUCCAACCUACCUUUCGAGUCUUCUUUAACAAGGAGUGAUUUGAUUGAGUCUGUCUCAAAAGAACAUAAUUACUCAUUGCUGCCAUCAUCCUCGCUACCAUUAGGUGUGCCUGGAGUGGCUUCACAGGAGUCCCCUUUAUUUUGUUCACCUAGACUGCAGUAUCACCACCUGAAAAAUUACAGUGAUGUGGUCCAACUUGCUUCUGAUGGCCUAGAAGACAGAAAUGGACAUAAUAAUAGGACUCCAGAAUCCACUAAAAAGCACAUGAUGGGGAAGAGAAAGUUCCAGCACUCCCAUGCCUUUCUAAACAAGGAUGGAUUCAUCCAAGUUACAAGGCAGUGGAAAGAAAACUAUGAUUUUAAUCUAGACAGCAAGUUUACAAAUGACGCAAAGGAUAAAACUAUCAUCCGAGCCUUGCAUGGCCCGUGGGAUUUCACCAUUCAAGACAGCAGGGAAGAGGUGCAACUUAUCGUCCACAUGUGGAUUGGUCUGUUUUAUAGUCGGACAACAGCUAGGUUCUUUCAGGUUGACGCAAAUUUUAGAUACCUCUGUUCGGAAGAAAGUGAAUCUCUGGACACAAUUAGUGGAAUAGUACCUUCCCCAGCUGUUUCCGACCGAAAGACGACUACAUCAACAACUUCGCUGAGUAUAAUUCAAGACUCUUCCUUUUCAAAAGCUUUGGACUUGAGCAAAAAAGAUGCACUUGUCUUGAAUGAAGGAUCGACUAUUUUGGACCUCUCAUUGAGAAAUGACAAUGGAUAUAUUAAUACUUCGACUCCACAAGUUGAUGGAAAAGAACCUACAUUAUCCUCAGCCACACCCAAUGCAUCAGUGGGACUAAAUGAGAGAAGCACAUCACAUCUACAUCAAGCCAAAAGUCAUGAGUGUUAUGGAGACUUGGCGCACAUCACAAAUCUCAAGGACAUGAAUGUUGACACCAGAAGCACCUGUCAAGAUAAGAGCAUUUGUCCCUCUCAAAACAAUGGCUAUUUGGAAGAUAGUGAUGAGUUAUCUUUUAGAGACCAUGGAACAUCCUUCCCCACACACAAAUGGAAGAAAAGGGAACAGAUUCUGUCAGAAAAUGUCAUGUCUGCUUUGGGAAAUGCCCACAUAAUACACGAACCCAACACUGAUAGCACAGAUGUCAGAGAUUUUGAAAAUCCUGCAACCACAGCAAUUAAUUUGGUGCAAAAACCUAAAACUGAGUCAUCUGAUGCCAUAAAAUACAAAGAGGUAGAUUCCAACAAUGAAACAGAUAAUGGGGUCCAGGCAGAUGUGGAGAACUGUAAACUGAUGGAACAACCUGACCAAGCAGACUGCCAUACACUGUUGAAGACAAGUGAUGAUUCUACAAAUAAAGAAUCAGUGAUGGUCUAUAGUGAAAAAACUUUGGAAACUGACGAGAGAUCUAAAACAGACUCUCUGGGCCAGCCUAAAAAGCGCAAAAAGGAUUUCACCAUAGCGUUUGAUGAAGACAGUUUUGUUCCACCUGUGGAUACUGGCAGCAGUUUGAGUACACAACAGCUGCCUACAAAUGAUCACCAUGAUCCAAAUAAAAACUUUAUUACAGAGAGUGAUCCACAUACAAUUAUGGAUGAACACCCUUAUCAUGCAGAGAGUGGACAAGAUGCCUGUGGUGACAUGCAGCUGAGUGUGGAAUGCACAAAUGACAAUGCAUCAACAGUUAAACAUACCAUUUCAGAAAAAGUGGAACAUGCAACAUCGCACCAAGAGCCUAUUCAUUUUAAAUUUGUAAAAAAGGUAAAUAUCAAAACCUAUAAGGUAAAAUGCAAGAAGGCAGCAUUAUCAGUGAGUCAUGAAAACCCAAGGUCGUUGGUCAGAUCUAGUGCAAAUGUUGCACAGUCAAAACCUAGAACUAAGUUAUCUGAAGCCAUAGCAUGCAAAGGGAUAGAUUCCAACAAUGAAGCAGAUAACCAGCUCCACAUAGAUCUCGAAAACUGUAAAGUGAUAGAACAAACAAACCAAGUAGGCUGUCAUAUAGUGUUGGAGACAAGUGAUGAUGCUAAAAUUGAAGAAUCAGUGAUGGUCUGCAAUGAAAAACCUGUGGAAACUGACACUCUGUUAUCUAAGAAGGGAUCUAAAGCAAACUCUCCUGGGCACCUUAAAAAGCUUAAGAAGGAUUUCAUCAUAGCAUAUGAAGAGGACAGUUUUGUUCCACCACUCGAUACUGGUAACAGUUUGAGUAAGCAACGGCUGCUUACAGGUGAACGCCAUGAUCCAAAUAAGAGCUUCAUUACAGAGAGUGAUCCACAUACAACUUUGGAUCAGCACCCUUGUCAAGCAGAGAGUGGAAAAGAUGCCUGCAGUGACUUGCAGCUAAGCGUGGAAUGCACAGAUGACAAUGCAUCAACAGAAAAAGUGAAACAUGCAACAUCACACCAAGUGCCUAUUGGUAGUGAAUUUGUAAAUGAACUAAAUAUCAAAACCUAUGAGGCAAACUGCAAUAAGACAACAUUAUCAAUGAGUCAUGAGAACACAAGGUCUUUAGUCAGGUCUUGUUCUAAUAGCUCACAGUCAGAACCUAGAUCCGAGUCAUCUGAAGCCACAGCAUGCAAAGGGGUAGAUUCCAACAAUGAACCAGAUAAUGGGCUCUGUGUAAAUCUGGAAAAAGGUAAACUGAGAGAACAACCAAAUCAUGCAGGCUAUCAUACACUGUUCGAGACGAGUGAUUAUUCUACAAAUAAAGAAUCAGUGAUGGUCUGCAAUGAAAAACCUAUGGAAACUCUCAGUCUGUUACCUAAGGAAGGACCUAAAGUAGACUCUCUGGACCAGCCUAAAAAACACAAAAAGGAUUUCACCAUAGCAUUUGAAGAGGACAAUAUUGUUCCACCUGUGGAUACUAGCAGCAGUUUGAGUAAGCAACAGCUGCCUGCAAGUGAUCACCAUGAUUCAAAUAAGAAGAACCUCUUCACAGAGAGUGAUCCCUAUACAACUUUGAAUGAGCACCCUUGUCAACCAGACAGUGGGAAUGAUGCCUACAAUGACUUGCCGCUGAGCAUGGAUUGCACAAAUGAUAAUACAUCAACAGAUAAACAUACCAUUUCAGAAAAAGUGCUACAUGCACCAUCACACAGGGAGCCUAUUCAUAAUGAAUUUGUAAGUGAGCUAAAUUAUAUUUAUUUAUUAAAGAGGGCAGUUGGCAGGAAGGCAGCAUUGUUGAGGCAGGAGAACACUGGUUCUUCAUGUGCAAGCGUUUCACAGUCAGCCAGUAGUGAUGAAAGAGAAAGCCCCAGCGUGGCUGCUAAAAAAUACAUUGUGCUAAGUAGUGGGGAUGAAGAUCAGGAUGCUAAAUUACAUGAGGUAGAGAAACACUCAUCUAAAAGAGAACAGUCUGAAGACCAUUUCCAAUGCAGCGUUUCAAAAAAGUGCAAAUAUGAAGAUACUUCAACAAAAGAAACAAAUGCAGAAAAUGACAGAACUGAAGGACUGGAAAAGAUUGAUAACAGGGUGAUAAUACCAUUUAUUGGGAUGGAAGCCUCUGAAAAUGAUCUAAUUUACCCACAGGUCCCAUGCUUACAAGACAAGUUUAAAGAAUAUGCUCACAACCAGCAAGAAAUACCAUUUAUCUGUGAAACUACGAGUAACGAGUGUAGCCUUCCCACAGAUAUAGACAGUGCAUCUCAAGCAUGUCAUGAAAACACAGAAGAGCUUUUUGCUAAGAUGCCAUUUCUUGAUGCACAUGAAGACAAACAUUUCUGCAGUGUAAGUGAGCCUGACACCAGAUGCCCUACACCAACUAUGGAUGAGAAACCAUUUGAAGGUACACCUUACUCGGACACAUAUGGUAGUAUCUCUUCUCAUAGUUGUCAUGAAAAUGGCAAAAAUAGACAUAAAGAUCCAAUCAGAAGUUCAUUAUCUGGGGAAGAUGUUAUGGCUCUUGCUCAAAAACACUGUCCGACAUCUACAUUUGAUGGUGAUCCCCAUCUUGAUCCAGACCAUGUAGUCAGAACUCAAAGAGUUUUAAGAUGUCUACAUGACUACUUGUCCACGACCACCCACAUUGAUACACUCACUCCGAAAGAAACAGCUGACAGAAACUUCUUUUCUGAUCAAGACCCUGACCCCAACAGAAAAUGCAUAACCACCAGUUCAGGCUCAAGCCACAUCUUCGAUAACUCCAGCAAAAAGGAACUGCAUGAUGUGAAGCAAGGGGUUGUGUCAGCAUCAGCCAUGGAACACGAGCAUACUCUGUCGUCAUCAUCAUCAUCAUCACUUCACCAACUCAAAUCAUGUUUCAAAGAUAAUUUUAAGGAAGUACUCCAAACUAAGUUACAAUUCGUGGAAGCGGGUCCAUCUGUUGGUCAACAGUAUUCCAAAACAAAAGACAAAUCGCAGGGCACUUUCAUCGGCCACAGUUGUCACGCAGUCUCUCCUAUAGAGUGUUUACAAGCUGUCACUCCAAAUAUCGACUGCAAUGGAUGUAAAAAAAACUCACAGAGUAGUUUAAGUCACAAACUUCUUUCAUACAGUCAGCGACCCGUCUUGGCUGUGAAACCAUCCAAAAGUAAAGAAAGGCAAGCCAACAUUUCAUCCAUCAACAAUAAAGCUUCACCUGCAACUUUCUCCAAGAACAUCUUUGAAUCUGUCAAACCCCCCCCAGACACUGGCAGUACACACAUGCCUUGUUCAGCUGAGAACAUUUGGCAAAAAACUGAAGAGACGCUUGAGCUGAGCGAGAAUGACUACUUGGAUCUAGAAUCAACACCACCUUUGGAUUAUAACACUUUUAUUCUGGGAUGUCAAAGCUCACUGAAAUGCACAGUUGAUAACUCCAGCAGGAAAAGGUCGCUUUCUUUUCUUGAGAAAAUGUCACGAAGGUGCCUGCAACAUGACAUGACUGAAUCUUCUAUGAACCAGGAAACCCUUAUCUUCUCGGAACAAAUGAAACAACUUUUGAAAAGGAGUAAGCGGGGUUCCAGCUGUAAUCACAACAGAGAUGAUAAAUCAAAGUUGUCCUGCUAUAGUCCCCUAAGUGUACACAUUUCCUGUCAAGAGGACCAGCAAGAUUUGGCACACAUGGACGAUCUCCCAAUGUCUCUGCGUCAUAAAGUUAAUGUAGAUUUGUCUAAGGGGAAAUGUCUGUCCAACGCUACAGAGGAAAAUCUGACUUUACAUACUCCACAGUUGUCUUGCAGAAUGGAGAAGCCAGUGAAAUCCAUUGACAUUUCUGGUAUCACGGCAGAAUAUGCCAGCAUAUAUGCAGAUAUGAUGAACAUUAUUUCUGCUGGAAAAGCUCUCCCAUCCAAAAAUAAAACCCUGCAAAAGGAAAGGAAUCACCCACUGGCUGGUCCAAGUCAUCAGAUCACGUUCAGUGAACAAACAAAAAUGGAAAUGCAUGACAGUAUUCUCAGUCUCAAUUCAGCUGUGAAGCAGUUCUCCAAAGCAAAGCACAGAUUCUACAUAUAUGCCACGUCAGAGGAUGCCUUCUUUGAGGAGACCAAGGCAUACUUGGAAGCAGAGGGCCAUGUACCAGUGGAGCCAUCCCAGUUCUUCCUUAAUGAAAUUAGUUCUGCAUGUCUCCUCAUUAUUGUCAGGAAUGAAGACAUCGCAGAGCACAUUUUUGAGGUUCCGCACCUGCUGGAGCUGAAGAAGUCACCCAGCGUUCUCUUUGCUGGAAUUGAUGAACCUGAUGAUAUUGUUAAUCUCACCUAUCAGGAGCUCUUCAAAAGGGGUGGUAUUAUGAUGUUUGAACGGGCUGCAUUGGAAUCGCUCAGCUUCCGCAACAUGGAAAAACUGUCUGAAAUCUUGUAUGAACUAAACAAAACUGGGAAGUGGAAAUGGAUGUUACACUACAGAGACAGUCGUCAGCUGAAAGAAAAUGCAAGAAUGAGCACAGAGGCAAAAAAGAAGAAGCAGUUCACACAGUGGUGCCAAGAGGCUGGAAUACUGGAAGUGUUGCCUUACCAUGAGUGUGACAUCGUAUCAAGGGAGCGAGCUGAUUACCUCACUUGCCUGGUCCGCUUGCAGAUCCAGAAUAUCUCAUCCCGUUUCACUGUAUUUUUAACUGACAAAACAGAUGACACAUUUGCAAGAUGUGGAAUUUUAACGAUGUCCGUCACGUCUUUACUGACGGUUGCGCCAAGUGAAAUGUUCCAUUUUUGAUCUGAAAGUGUUACGUCAUACCAACUGGAAUUUGGCUUUUAUUUACAAAAGUAUUGCAAAAUCCUUUUGGAUCACAAAAAAACGAGUAGCUCAGCAUUAAUCAGAAAAUAUGAUUUCUGUUUAUCAUUCUUAAGUGAGUUGAACAAAAGGUUUUUUUUACAUUAAAAAAAGGGAAAUUUCACUUUUUAUUUGUGAGAUACUGACCAGCCAAAAUGAGGCAGAUGGUGAGGGGUUAAAAUUACAUGUUGAUUUAUGGUUGGACUGUUUCUCCUGGUUAAUUAUGAUUCAGUUCAUAGAUAGAAUCACACUGUUAGAAUACAGACUGGGUUGUACAUAUUUAGUUUUUUGUAUAUUGUAUCAUAAAAUUCUAAAUUUGUCAGUUUUGCAUUUUGCUUUUCAUUCUGGUAAAAUGCAUUUUGCUGGUUCUCAGAUAUAAAGACUUGACAGCGCACAACUUUUACUAAUGUAACGUGUUGUAUAUUGUCAUGAACAGGAAAGCAAUUUUUUGCUGUUGACAUUGGUGUAAAUUUGUUUGGUGUGUAUUGUACACUGUUUCAUAGCAACAUUGAUAAGUUUUUGAUUAAAAAAUGGAAUUCAGAUGAUUUUCUAAAUGUAGAUAUUGCUGUAUUUAUUAGUUUUGAUGACAAAGUUGUGAACAUUCCAGUGAUUUUAAAAUUAAAUUGGUUGUCCUAAAAAAAAAAUCUCUUGGACAAAUCGGACAAUAAAUAGUGGUGUACACCAUCCACAACUGUCAAAUCAUCCA